AGUGAGACAGAGAGAAGAAGAAGAUGGGGAAGAAGACGAAGAAGCCUGGGAAAGGCAAAGAGAAAACUGAAAAAAAAACUGCAAAAGCUGAAGAGAAGAGAGCUCGCAGGGACACAAAGAAGCUUUCUCCCGAAGACGACAUCGACGCCAUUUUGUUGAAUAUUCAAAAGGAAGAAGCCAAAAAGAAAGAAGUUCAUGUUGAAGACAAUGUUCCUGCACCUUCUCCUCGCUCCAACUGCACCCUCACCGUUAAUCCGUUGAAAGAGACUGAGUUGAUUCUUUAUGGCGGUGAAUUUUACAACGGGAACAAGACUUUCGUGUACGGCGAUCUUUACCGUUAUGAUGUGGAGAAGCUGGAAUGGAAAUUGAUUUCGAGUCCGAACAGUCCUCCUCCUCGCAGUGCUCAUCAGGCAGUUGCUUGGAAGAAUUAUGUUUAUAUUUUUGGUGGUGAAUUUACAUCUCCAAACCAAGAGCGGUUCCAUCACUACAAGGAUUUUUGGAUGUUGGACUUGAAAACAAAUCAGUGGGAACAGCUUAAUUUAAAAGGAUGCCCGAGUCCACGAUCAGGACAUCGAAUGAUGUUAUACAAGCACAAGAUUAUUCUUUUUGGCGGCUUCUAUGACACUCUUAGAGAAGUGAGGUUGUUGAUGCUACUUAAUUGA
Messenger RNA from Gastrolobium bilobum, 662 nucleotides. RefSeq lists its product as uncharacterized. Gene Ontology annotation, molecular function: protein binding. The coding region runs from base 24 to 662 and encodes 212 amino acids. The record is from RefSeq and is a predicted model, not a curated record. The transcript has 7 exons. Lineage: Eukaryota; Viridiplantae; Streptophyta; Magnoliopsida; Fabales; Fabaceae.